Molecule: messenger RNA, 1489 nt
Organism: Cannabis sativa
Lineage: Eukaryota; Viridiplantae; Streptophyta; Magnoliopsida; Rosales; Cannabaceae
Product: probable uridine nucleosidase 2
Exons: 8
Coding region: 221-1216 (331 amino acids)
Biological process (GO): purine nucleoside catabolic process
Cellular component (GO): cytosol
Molecular function (GO): purine nucleosidase activity
Source: RefSeq, a predicted model, not a curated record
AAUAAAAAAAAAAUAAAAAAAAAAUAAAUUUUAGAGAAGAUAAUUUUAUUUUUUAUUUUUAAAAUAAAAAAAUCAAAAGUGGUUACCGAAUAGCACCAUAAAAACAAGGAAGUCAAGCUAAAAAAGAAAGAAGAAAAGAAGAAAGGUGAUUAACAAAAAAGGUGAAUUGUGUCCCAAAAAGUGAGGUAGAAAAAGUAGUAGUUGGGUUUGGGAACUUGGGAUGGGUGAAUCUGAAUCUGAAUCUGAAUUUAAGGCGAUGAAGAUGAAGAUGAUCAUCGACACAGACCCUGGUAUCGAUGAUGCCAUGGCAAUAUUCGUGGCCCUCAAGUGUCCCGAAGUUGAAGUGGUUGGACUUACCACUAUCUACGGCAACGUUUAUACCACUCUCGCCACCCGAAACGCCUUACAUUUGUUGGAGAUUGGUGGAAGAAGUGAUAUCCCUGUAGCUGAAGGAUCUCAUGUCACAAUCACGAAAGGUACAAAGCUCCGGAUUGCUGAUUUUGUUCACGGCGCCGAUGGACUUGGCAACCAAAAUUUCCCUCCGCCUAAGGGAAAGCCUAUCCAACAGUCCGCUGCUGCAUUUUUGGUCCAGCAAGCAAAUCUUCACCCUGGAAAACUCACUGUCGUAGCCUUGGGUCCACUUACUAAUAUUGCAUUGGCGAUUCAACUGGAUCCGGCUUUUGCCCAAAAUGUUGGCCGGAUUGUUGUUCUGGGUGGUGCCUUUGCAGUGAAUGGGAAUGUAAAUCCAGCUGCAGAAGCCAACAUAUUUGGGGAUCCAGAUGCUGCAGAUAUCGUAUUCACCAGCGGAGCAGAUGUGUUGGUUGUAGGGAUAAAUGUUACUCACCAAGUCGUUCUCACAGAUGCGGAUCGAGAUGUGUUGGCAAGUUCAAAUGGGAAGUUUGCUGAGUACUUGUGUAAAAUUUUAGAUGUCUACUUCUCGUAUCAUCAGGAUGCCUAUAACACAGGAGGUGUUUACCUUCACGACCCGACAGCCCUUCUUGCAGCCGUAUACCCUGAUCUGGUCACUUACACGGAGGGUGUUGUGAGAGUCCAGACCAAUGGCAUCACAAGAGGGCUCACUGUAUUGUAUAACAAACAGAAAAGGUUUGGUGAAGUAACAGAUUGGUCGGAUAAGCCAACAGUGAAGGUGGCCGUGACAGUUGAUGCUCCGGCUGUUGUCAAACUUGUGAUGGAACGUCUCAUAGACUCCUCCUAGUCUACUCCUCGUAUCAUAUAUCAAUGAUCAUCCAUCCCUUUCUUUUCAUAUUUCUGUGGACCAGCCUUGUUUGCCAUUUAAUAAUAAUUCUCAAUGCCUUUUGAGCUCAUUAUUCCUUAAUAUUAUAUCUACAUAAACAAAAAGAAUAUAAGCCCCUACUCUACAGUAAAAAAGGUUCUCUGCAAAUUUAAAACAAAAACUUCCUCCAAGAGAUUACUCAUAAUUCCUCAUGAGAAUUAGAUUCUGAUUUGUGAGUAGAGAAUCCUUUAGAUU